This is a messenger RNA of Hordeum vulgare subsp. vulgare (domesticated barley), 1397 nucleotides long. Its product is annotated as cytochrome P450 704C1-like. The record is from RefSeq and is a predicted model, not a curated record. Lineage: Eukaryota; Viridiplantae; Streptophyta; Magnoliopsida; Poales; Poaceae. The transcript is spliced from 4 exons. The annotation marks the transcript as partial. Gene Ontology annotation, molecular function: oxidoreductase activity, acting on paired donors, with incorporation or reduction of molecular oxygen; iron ion binding; heme binding.
CGAGAAGACCGAGCCCGCGACCAGCUACGACUUCUUGAUGAGCCCCCCCGGGACUUCAGCAACAACAUCUUCAAUCGGAAUGCCGCCAAGCUCGCGCACAUCGUCUCCGGCAAUGCAGCUGCGAAGCAACCCAUGGACUUCCAAGCCUUGCUGAUGAAAGCGAUGACGGACUCCUUAUUCACCACCGCCUUCGGCGUGGACCUCGCCACGCUGUCGGGGUCGGACGACGGGAGGUGCUUCGCCGCGUCAUUCGACGACGCCAGCAAGUUCAUCCUACUCCGUUACGUCGAUGCAUUCUGGAAGGUGUCGAGGUUCCCCAACGUCGGCGCUGAGGCGGCGCUCAGGCACAGGAUCAAGGUCGUCGACGAGUUCAUCUACAAGCACAUCCGUGCCAAGGCAGAGGAGAUGUCGGCUCGCGCCAAGGCACACGACGCUGGGUCAAAGGAUGAUCUGCUGUCCAGAUUCAUAUUGGCGACCAACAACGACACCGAGAAGGUGGAUUACAAGUACCUGAGGGACAUCAUACUGAACAUCGUCAUGGCCGGCAAGGUCACGACCACCGAAGCGCUUGCUUGGUUCCUUUACAUGAUGUGCAAGAACCCGGAGGUCCAGGAGAAGAUAAGCAAGGAGGCCGCCGACGACGGCGAGGCCACGUCGUCCAUCGACGACUUCUCCUACAGCCUCACUCACGAAGUGCUAAACAAGAUGCACUACCUGCACGCCGCCCUGACGGAGACGCUCCGGCUGUACCCUUCGCUCCCGCUGGAUAACAAGGAGUGCUUCUCAGACGACGUUCUGCCCAACGGCUUCAACGUCGGCAAGGGAGACAUCGUGUUCUACGCCCCUACGCCAUGGGAAGGAUGGAGCGGCUGUGGGGCGAGGAUGCCGUUGUCUUCCUUCCCGAAAGAUGACUCGACGAGCGCGGCGAGUUCCUACCGGAGAGCCCUUUCGAGUUCAUCGCCCGUCUCCGUGGGGUUAUCCGGCUCAUCUCCGGUGACUAUGUCAUCGGUGUGGUCGCCACGCUGGAUAAUAACAACACUCGCUCAUCGUUCGCUCACCUGAGUCUUUGGUUGAGGGCUUGACGCCCUCCCGCAGUCCUGCCGCCGCUCUAUGUGUCGGCAUCGACGCCGCACUCCACAUGUUCUUGGACAAAGGAAAUGAUGAACACCGGCAUCACCUGUCUCCCUGUCUGGCAACUGUAGCAAGUUUCGUUGACCAGAACCACCCCUCCAGCAGCAAAGUUGUCAUCCGCUCGCUCUUUCUGUCUUUCUUAUUUUAUUUUUACAUCCUUGUCACUAUAUUGCUCCGUGUUGCUAUUGUUGUAUGAAUUGGCCUGUUGUUGUUCUAACAAUAGAAGUGAGCUGCAUAUUUUUUUCAAUAAAGUUGAUUUGUUUGCA